CCGCCACAAACAGAGGACCUGAUUACCCCAGCACUGAGGGGAUAUGGAGGAGCUGCUAAAGGCUGUAAAUAAACGGGUUUCUGACUGAAAUAUCGCUGCUAAUCUGACGGAAGAUGGUAAAGCAGACUAUCCAGAUCUUCGCCCGGGUUAAACCGGCAGGAAAAGCCCCGGCGGUGUACUCUGCGGAUAAUGAGGAGCAGGGUGGAGGCAGACUGGAGUUCGUCGUUCCGAGAGAUCUCGCAGAUGGCUUCGUUAACAACAAGAGGGAGAGCUACAGAUUCAGAUUCCAGAAGGUUUUUGAUCAAACAGCCAAGCAAGACGACAUUUUUAAGAUGAUUGCCAAGCCUGUAGCUGAUAAUGUGCUGGCAGGAUACAAUGGCACAAUCUUUGCCUAUGGGCAGACCGGCAGCGGCAAGACCUUCACCAUCACCGGUGGUGCUGAGAGCUACAGUGACCGAGGAAUCAUCCCCAGAACCCUGUCUUACCUCUACCAGCAUUUCAGCCAGGACAGCAGCAAGGUGUACACCACUCACAUAUCUUACCUGGAGAUCUACAAUGAGGUGGGAUACGACCUUCUGGAUCCCCGACAUGAAGCAUCCAACCUGGAGGACUUACCGAAAGUGACAAUUAUGGAAGAUCCUGACCAAAACAUUCACCUCAAGAAUCUGUCAUUGCAAGCAUCAGCCAAUGAAGAAGAGGCUUUAAAUUUGCUGUUCCUGGGUGACACCAAUCGCAUGAUUGCAGAGACCCCCAUGAAUCAGGCCUCCACACGCUCCCACUGCAUCUUCACCGUUCACCUGUGCGUCCGUGAGCCGGGCUCGGCGACUGUGUGCCGCUCCAAACUCCACCUGGUAGAUCUGGCUGGUUCUGAGAGAGUGGGAAAGACGGGUGUGGGGGGGCAGAUCCUAACUGAGGCCAAGUAUAUCAACCUGUCCCUGCACUACCUAGAGCAGGUCAUCACAGCUCUCUCGGAGAAGAACCGUUCUCACAUCCCGUACCGCAACUCCAUGAUGACCUCUGUUCUCAGAGACAGUCUGGGGGGAAACUGCAUGACCACCAUGAUUGCCACUGUGUCAGUGGAUAAGAGGAACAUCGAUGAGUCUAUUUCCACAUGCCGCUUUGCUCAGAGAGUGGCCCUGAUUAAAAACGAAGCUCUACUGAAUGAGGAGCUGGAUCCAGCACUUUUGAUUGCUCGUCUGAAGAAGGAGAUCCAGAGCUUAAAGGCGGAGCUGGCCAUGGUGACUGGAGAGCAAAGAAGUGAUGAGCUAACUGCUGAGGAGAUCCAGAGGUUGGAGGAGCAGGUAAAGGUGUUUUUGGAUGAUCAUGACCUUGACGGAACUCUAGACCUCGGGCCAGACAUGAGAAAAAUACACUACUGCUUUUCGCUUCUAAAGGCGAGGGUGCAGGAGAAGCCGAGUCUUCAGAUCGGGACAGAUACCAGCAGUCCUCUGUCAUUAUCGGACAGGCAUGACCGCCAAACCAGCGCUGAAGAGCUGCUGAAACUGAAGGACAUGCUAACUCAGCGCGACAACGAGAUCAUCUCGUCAGGUAUACUCGUGAGCAUGCUGAAGAAGGAGAAGAAGAAGGUUCAGGAAGCCAGCGCUCAGAUAGCGAACUUCUCCAGCAGAGAUACGGCCUUCAGUAACUCCUCCUCCAGCAGCACUCCUGCUGAGAAGAGACUGACAGGUGAAGCUUCAGAGAGCUUCACACAAACUCAGCAUCUAAAGACCAGACCAAGAGGGCCAGAGCUGUCUAUGGGCCGACAAGAAGCAUUUGAGAUCUUUAGGAGAGAUCAUGAGGAUCGCCUGAGUAUUGACGACAAUAAGGCCAUACUGAAGCAGAGGUUUGCAGAAGCUAAAGCACUGGGGGAACAGGUUAACCAGGCCAGGAACAGAGUCAAUGAGCUGAAGAAACAGUUGGAGGUGAGACGGAUGCAGAUAGCAGCGGAGGGUGUAGUAAAAGAUCAGCCAAAUUCAGAAUCAGACCCUCUAGAGGAGAGAUUGCGCAGCCAGAUUGAAGAGGAGAAGAAAAGUUAUAAGAGCACCUUUGGACGUUUAAAAGGCUUGAAGACUGAGAUUGAGCAUCUACAGCACCUGCUUCAGAAGUCAAAGAUCAGGCUGCAGAGGGACUUUCAGGACUGGUGGACGCAGGAAGCCUCAAGGCUACAGCAGGACCAAAAACCAGAAAGUGCAGAAGUGAGGCAGAGUCAGGAGAGCUCUCUCUUCACCUCUUCAUCCAGUUCAUAUGAUCGAGCCAUCAACACACAAGAGAGGAAACCCAGUGAUGUAACUGCUCCAUCUCCAAGAGAACUGAGAGCCUUGUCUUCUUCUGGCCUGAACUCUACAUCUAUCCCAAUGACUGGAGACCAGCAGACUGACGCAGAUAUACUGGCCUUUAUUAAAGCCAGACAAAGCCUGCUCACCAGAUCAGGUCUGGCACCAAAAUGAAGAGUUCAGAAAACAGGAUAAACACAGUGUAGACAAACCUGAGGUUUGAUUACACACUUCAAAUGAAUUUUCGUAAUGACAUGAUGCUUACUGCAUUGGAACUGUUUGGACUUUGGCACAGCCAUAAUGCAGGGGCUCUGAUUGGUCCUGCAUACUAAAGGUGGUGCCACUUUGAUCUGAGGGUUGCUGGGUCAAAUCCUGGAUUAUGCUACUUGCCAUCAUCAGCGGCCAGACUCUGAGCGAGCACAACUGGCCAUGCUGUCUCUGGGUGGGUAGAUGGCACUCUCUCCCCUCAUCACUCCUACGGUGAUGGCGGCUGCACUUUCUUCUGAGCGUGCUGGCUGCCUGGUAAUGCUGCAUCAGCAGUGGUUCGAAAAAGAGGCGGAGUCUGACUUUACAUGUGUCCAGAGGAGGCUUGUGCUUGUCUUCACUCUCCUUGUGUUUGAGGCAUUGCUAGUGAUAGGGGGAGUAAUUGACCUAGCAAAAUUGGGGAUAAAAAUGGGAUAGAAAUAUUAAUAAAACGAGCAUAAUGGACCAUGAAUUAAUGAGUAAUUAUUUUUAGUAACUUAAACAUCUAAACUAGACUAAACUAAACUAAAUUUAAUAACAGAUCUAAAGAGUUACUCUAAUUUAUAAUACUGUUUGGAGUUAAACAAACACACAUCUUUAAGUUAACAGACAAACCACAAUUACUUAACAUUCAAAAUGUGGUGUACCUGAAAUAUUUAAGUUACAGUAAUUAAUGAUUAAAGUAACUAAAUAGGGCACACACCCAGUCUGCAAAAAGAUUGUGACAGAAGCCAAUGGAAAAGAAACUGCCAAUGGUAACAGACUAAACUAACUCAGUUAUUAUACAUUUGGUUUAACUCAGAGAUCUCAGUUUAAAUGUAUAUAUGUGCCCACAAAUGUUCAUCUAACUCAAAAUAGUUGAGUAUUGUUUAGAAAUAUCAGAUUUUAAGUUCAAACAACUUAUGGGUUUACAGUGUAGGACUAGAAACUGGAUCCAGGGUCCAGAUUUAAAGACCUCUAGUUUAUUACAUUAAAUCUGUUUCUUUAAUGUCACAGUAUUGAGUCUUCUAAGUGACGGAUGGGCACAAAAAAACACAGGAGAUACAGUAUUACUUGAGUUUCUCUUUGCCUUUGAAAUUGAUGUUGGUUUUGCUAUUUAUAGAUUUAUGUUUAUGAGUAAAAUGAACAUUAUUGUUUUAUUCUAUAAACUACAGACAACAUUUAUCUCAAAUUCCCCCAAAAAUAUUGACAUUUAGAGCAUUUAUUUGCAGAAAAUGAGAAAUGGCUGAAAAAACAAAAAAGACGCAGAUAAUGCAAAUAAUGCAAAAAAAUAUUUGGUGGAAUAACCCUGUUUUUUAAUCACAGUUUUCAUGCAUCUUGGCAUGUUCUCCUCCACCAGUCUUACACACUGCUUUUGGAUAACUUUAUGUCUUUACUCCUGGUGCAACAAUUCAAGCAGUUCAGCUUGGUUUGAUGGCUUGUGAUCAUCCAUCUUCCUCUUGAUUAUAUUCCAGAGGUUUUUAAUGAGAAAUCUUGUCAUUUUUACAUGGUCUCUUUAUUCUUUUCCAAAGAUUGUACUCUGUAUUUUGCACAGUGCUGUAUAUUAUGUGUUAUUAUAACAUACAUAGCUUAAACAGCCUGGCUUUAGCGUGCUGUCUCGCUGCCUAAUGGAAGAGAAGGUUCCGGAAAGUGAUGCUCGGAUGUCUCCGCAGUCGGCCGUAGCCUAGCAGCAGCAUAAAUCACUGGUGCAGGCACUUAUCCAACCUGAGCAAAUGUUUUCACAAGCUAUCACACUGCGCUAACUGGAUCAGGUGUCUGUCACCCUGCCAAGACCCGGACCUGUUUACUCGAGUCAUCAGGUCGUGGGUUUUAUUUGUUUUUUUCUUUUAUUUUAUGAGCGUGUUGAUCUAUUGAUCUUCUUUUCUAUCUGCUGUGUAUGAAAGUAAUUCCCGUCUAAUACAGGCACUUUCCGUGUCAUUGUUAUGUCAACUUGUUCCGUCAUAAAACCCACCGCCUGCUGGGUCAGACUGUCAGCUUGUGACCAGCGAUAGAUGUGGCUUUUAACUGGUCCAGUGUCCUCUCCUGUUCGGCUAAUUACUGUAUGUCGUGUCUGAAACUGGACUCGGGAAAGAUCCCACCAACUGACACCAUUCUAUCAGAUUACUAACCAAUCAAUUAAUCAAUCAAUCAACCAAUUAAGCUUUAUUUUAACUCUGAGGUGCAGUGCAUUAAGGGUGACAAUCAUUUUCAAUAUGGUCAAGCGUUUAUAAUAAGCAGGGAUUGAAAGAAAAAAAUAAAAUAUAAAAAAAAUAUUUAAAGCAGCAGUCCCUAACAUUUAAAAUUGAUUUUAAAUUAAAAGCAGAAGUAUUCCUAAAGUAUACUCCUAUUCCUAAUGUCCUCACACAACCAUCCCAGUUAAAUUAAUCUAUAUUAAAAGUACUCUUCCAUAUGUUCUGUGCAGUUACACGUUCUCACCAUAGAGGUCCAAAUCCCCAAAACUUACAGACUGCUACUUUAAUCCCCUCAGAUAAAAAAAACUAUAUAGGGAAAAUAUGCUAAUUAAACACAUGACAAAAAAAAAAA
This is a messenger RNA of Astyanax mexicanus (Mexican tetra), 5039 nucleotides long. It is a transcript of the gene kif6, whose product is annotated as kinesin family member 6. Gene Ontology annotation, molecular function: microtubule motor activity; microtubule binding; ATP binding. Gene Ontology annotation, biological process: microtubule-based movement; mitotic spindle organization. The record is from RefSeq and is a predicted model, not a curated record. The transcript has 22 exons. NCBI's taxonomy places the organism in Eukaryota, Metazoa, Chordata, Actinopteri, Characiformes, Acestrorhamphidae. The coding region runs from base 114 to 2447 and encodes 777 amino acids.